AUGAAUAGACCAGUUAAAAUAUUAUUGAUUGUAAUCAUACGCAAUUUUUAUUGUUUAUUGAGUAUCAAUGAUCAAUCAACUCAAAUAAGUACUUAUUGUAAUCCAAUCAAUAUUGAUUAUACUUAUAGUAUCUACAAUGCAAAUGAAAAUAUUUCAUAUCGUUCUGGUGCUGAUCCAGCUGUUGUUAAAUUUAGAAAUGAGUAUUACAUGUUUGUUACCCGUUCAAUGGAUUAUUGGCAUUCCACUGAUUUACUUCAUUGGUCAUUUAUAAAUCCUGAAAAAUGGUAUUUUCAAGGCUCAAAUGCACCAGCUGCUCAUAAUUACAAUGAUUCUGUUUUAUAUGUAACUGGAGAUCCUUCUGGUUCUAUGAGUAUUCUUUAUACAGAUAAUCCUAAGAAAGGAGAUUGGAAAGCAAUACCAUUAAUCAUACAUGAUUUACAAGAUCCAGAUCUAUUCAUAGAUGAUGAUGGUAAAGCUUACAUGUUUUGGGGUUCAUCUAAUACAUAUCCUAUUUGA
Messenger RNA from Rotaria sordida, 516 nucleotides. The record is from the annotation of a GenBank genome assembly. Lineage: Eukaryota; Metazoa; Rotifera; Eurotatoria; Philodinida; Philodinidae.